AUGCCGACCCAUACGCCUUCCCCGCACCGCUUCCUAGCGCCGAAUCCGCCUUCAACACAGAAGGCCAAGAAACCUCAAUCUGGCCUGCGCAAUGCCCUCGCUAUACAGACACCGGCUUCCGCAAAGAAGACUCAACCAAAGCACGAGCUGCAAUUCAAGAAAUUGACGCCUGCGAAGCGCUUUGUCUUUGCGCCGCCUCGGCAGACGCAAGAAGUCACCAAGGAGAGGCACGAUGAGCCGCAAGAAGAUGCAUUCGCGCAUGCUACACCACUCCCGAAGCUACGGAGGAAAUUCGAGAGAGUAGAAAGUAUAGAAGAACCAUCGCAAUCAAGCCAAUCAGAGGCGCAGGAUGAACUACACGGCGAACAUGUUAUGCAAUCCAUCGAAGGCGGGGACACGCAGCUUGGCCGCUGGGACAGACAAGGAGAAGACCAAGAAGACGAUAUGCUCUUUGAAUCCGUCCAAACGAACAAGCGUCGUCGCAUGUCCCCUGCAAGCUCGCCAUCGCUCCAACGACCAUCCGAGCCGUCCACACCGGCCCCCGUAUCCAAUGCGACCACGCACCGCUUCAAAGUCCCGCCGCCACGGACGCCUGCGCCAUUCCCUAGCAUCGCAGCGGUGACUUCCACGCCAGCGAGUGCACCGCAACGUCCCCAUUUCAUACUCCCCGCGCUCCCGACCUCGCCCCCGAAGCCUUCUCGACCGCUGCCUGAGAUCUUCUCUCCUUCACGAAAGAACGGCAAAUACAUACCUAACGGUCUUGCCUCGACCGUCACAACCUGGAUGAUCGAGACGGCAAAUACAGGGUUCGCGGCACAGGAUAGGAGUGGUGCAGCCACUGGUCGUGACAGAGAAGACGGCGUUAAGCUGCGGAUACGGGUCUCGAAUCUCUCGAGAGGCGGGGGUCGAAGCCGUAGCGCAGAAGAAGUAGAGUGCUAUGCAGGUGGCGUCGUCUUUGCAUGCGGCGAUACUGAGGCUGGCAUGUAUAACGCUUCGAGAACGGAGAGUGUGGAUGGAGGACAUACCCCCAUGAGAGUCUUGCUAGCCGGCCAAGGUGGUGCUAGAAGCUCGGGAGGUGUGCUGGUAAAGACUGGCAGUGUUAUCGGUAUCCGCGCACCCAUGUGGGACGUGGACGUUGGCGGGGAGAAGUGGACUGUAGCUGUGGACUGGGUGCUACUUUGA
Alternaria incomplexa is the source of this 1182-nucleotide messenger RNA. RefSeq lists its product as uncharacterized. The coding region runs from base 1 to 1182 and encodes 393 amino acids. The transcript has a single exon. Lineage: Eukaryota; Fungi; Ascomycota; Dothideomycetes; Pleosporales; Pleosporaceae. The record is from RefSeq and is a predicted model, not a curated record.